Molecule: messenger RNA, 231 nt
Organism: Heterobilharzia americana
Lineage: Eukaryota; Metazoa; Platyhelminthes; Trematoda; Strigeidida; Schistosomatidae
Source: the annotation of a GenBank genome assembly
AUGGAUAGAUUAGGUGUAAAAUGUUCUUAUCAUAGUCAAGGAUGUGUUUGGACAGGAGUUUUAAAUGAGUUGGGCAAUCAUUUGAAUCAGUGUGAAUACAAAAUUCUUCAAUGUCCAAGGGAGUGUGGUGUAGAAAUUCAGCGAAAGGAUGAAAUGAAGGCAUUCAUCUCUUUGGUAUGGGUAAUUUAUAUUUGCCAGAAAGAAUCAGUAUUUGCAGAAGUUAUUUCAUAA